This is a messenger RNA of Lathyrus oleraceus (garden pea), 882 nucleotides long. RefSeq lists its product as uncharacterized. The coding region runs from base 1 to 882 and encodes 293 amino acids. NCBI's taxonomy places the organism in Eukaryota, Viridiplantae, Streptophyta, Magnoliopsida, Fabales, Fabaceae. Gene Ontology annotation, molecular function: DNA helicase activity. The transcript is spliced from 2 exons. The record is from RefSeq and is a predicted model, not a curated record. Gene Ontology annotation, biological process: DNA repair; telomere maintenance.
AUGAAUAUAAAUGCUCCAUUUGGUGGAAAAAUAAUGAUCAUGGGAGGAGAUUUUCGCCAGGUGCUUCCUGCUAUUGAAAAAGGAAGUAGAGGACAAAUGAUUUCAGCGUGUAUUGUUAGGUCUCAAUUAUGGGCCACCACAAAGAUCCUACACUUGCGCCAAAAUAUGCUAUCAAUUCAUGACCACGAGUUUGCACAGUUUCUGAUGAGGAUUGGAGAUGGAAAUGAACCUGCUAAAGAGGAUGACAUGGUCAAGAUGCCUGCUGAAAUUGUAAUACCAUGGGAAGGAGAAAGCUCCAUAAAAAAGCCUAUACAACAUAAAUUUCCCCAAUUAGAAAACCAUGGGUGGGAUGCUUCAUAUAUGGUGGAGAGAGCCAUACUUACUCCCAAAAAUUGUGAUGUACAUAUGUUGAAUGACAUGAUUACUAAUAAGUUCCCUAGAGAUGAACAUAUUUUGUUAUCUUUUGAUGAGGUUGAGAGUGAUACUCAUAAUCUAUAUCAACAGGAAUACUUACGCACAAUUGCUCCUGGCCACAACGCUGGAAAAAGAGCUUUCUUGCCAAGAAUUAAGCUCAAAACCACUGAUGGUGUCGGACUUCCUUUUGUGCUUAUUAGAAAACAGUUUCAUGUCAAACUAAGUUUUGAAAUCACUAUAAAUAAAUCACAAGGACAAACAAUUCCAAAUGUCAGAAUUUAUCUUCCACGACAUGUUUUCAGUCACGGACAAUUGUAUGUUGCUUUAUUAAGAGGUGUUUCGCGGGCUGCAACAAGAGUGAUAAUUAAAGACGGAAAAGUAGAGGGGGAAGAAGGGGAUUUUACCAAAAAUAUAGCUUUUAAAGAAAUUUUGUUGUCACAACCUCAUGUAUUUAUCUAUUAUGUUUAA